AUGGCAACACUCACUGAUGAUGCUGACUACGAUGUCGGCGAAACGUUAGAUUAUGUUCCAAGUUCACCGUCUGAUGCUGGGAAUUAUGAUAACUACUAUGGCAAAGGACUUCGGACUAGGUGCGUUUUACUAAGUCUCCCGGACAAGAAGACCAAGUUGCGACAACGAGGUCAACCCACUUUUGGUUUAUAA
Messenger RNA from Protopolystoma xenopodis, 192 nucleotides. The record is from the annotation of a GenBank genome assembly. NCBI's taxonomy places the organism in Eukaryota, Metazoa, Platyhelminthes, Monogenea, Polystomatidea, Polystomatidae.